This is a messenger RNA of Serinus canaria (Common canary), 3022 nucleotides long. RefSeq names its product exocyst complex component 1-like. Gene Ontology annotation, molecular function: phosphatidylinositol-4,5-bisphosphate binding. NCBI's taxonomy places the organism in Eukaryota, Metazoa, Chordata, Aves, Passeriformes, Fringillidae. Gene Ontology annotation, cellular component: plasma membrane; exocyst. Gene Ontology annotation, biological process: Golgi to plasma membrane transport; exocytosis. The record is from RefSeq and is a predicted model, not a curated record.
AUGCCCAAGACACAGCCCAGCGGGCAGCAGCCGCCCGUGCCCGGAGCUCGCAUCCCUUUGCGCGGACCCGGCGGGGACAGCGGGGAUGACAGCGGCGGGGACCUAAGCCGGGACAGCGGCGAGGACAGCCCGGAUCAGCCCCGCAGCCGCAGCCGUCCCGGCGCUCCCCGGCCGGGGGACCCCAACCCCGCGGCCCCCGUUACCUCGGCAGGGCGGCCCGGCCGCUCCGCUGCUCUCCCCGCCGUGCGCUCCGGCCGCGCCGCUCCGGCCGCGCCGCUCCCGCCGCUCCUCUCCGCCAGCCCGGCCCUGGCCCCGCCUUCCCCCUUUUAUGGCCGGGAAGGCGGCGAGCGCCGUCCCCCGCUGUCCACGGGACCGCCUUCACCCGCCUGCCUCCGCCUCCAUCCGACCAGCCCCCACCGUCCCCGCAUCCCCUGUGAGCACAUCCCGCUCCCUGCAUCCCCUGUCAGCACAUCCCGCUCCCCGCAUCCCCCCAUCAGCCCCCGUCCCCGCAUCCUCCCCGCUUUGGCCAGCCUGGACUGUGAGCUUCACUUGGAGAAGUUUUACAAGUGGAUCUCCAGCAGCUUGGAGGAGAAGAAAACCUUCCAGUGCUUGUGGAAGCUGAACCAGCACUGUCCCCUUUGUGAACGACCCCUCGGUGCAGUAGAAGGAGGGGCCGAGCGCCUCCCAGGGGGGGCCGAGCGCCUCUCGGGGGGGCCGAGCGCCUCUCAGGAGGGGCCGAGCGCCUUCCAGGAGGGGCCGAGCGCCUUCCAGGAGGGCCCGGACGCCUCCCAGGGGGGGCCGAGCGCCUCCCAGGGGGGGCCGAGCGCCUCCCAGGAGGGCCCGGACGCCUCUCAGGAGGGGCCGAGCGCCUUCCAAGAGAGGCCGAGCGCCUUCCAAGAGGGCCCGGACACCUCCCAGGGCCUGAGCCCAGCGGAGGCCGCGGCCGUGCUGGCGCUGAUGGAGGAGCACGAGGAGCCCCUGAGGAGCCGCUCCAUGGCCUUCACUGAGCACCUGGAUCAGGAGCUGCGGGGGCUGGAGGAGGCCAACCUCCGAGCCAUCAUCUCCUCGGAGCAGCAGGUGGCCGAGCUGAUGAGCGCCCUUGACGAGGCCCUGGCCGAGGUAGCCAGGGUGGAGGAGACCCUGCAGGUCUGUGAUGAGCUGCUGGGGGCUGUGAGGCAGCAGAUGGAUCACAUCCACCAGGAAAACUCCCUGCUGCAGCGCCUCGCCUCCAACAGGAGCAGGCUGAUGGAUGAGAUCCUGUUCCUCACGAGCCAGCUGCAGCUGAGCAGGGAGCACCGCUCUGCCCUGAGCCGGGCGGAUCUGUCCAGCCCCGCAGCCAUCAGAGCCUGCACGGCUGCAGCACAGGCUCUGUCCUCCUGCAUGGACCUUCCCAUCCACCCCAGUUACCGGAAGCUGCAGGCAGUGGCAGAGCAGCUGAUCCUGUUUGAAACCCUCAAGCAGAACUUUGAGAGCUCCUUCAUCAACCACAUCACCAACAUCUUCGAGCUGCAGGGCAAUUCCCAGGCCCCUGCUCUUGGUGCCCCCAUUGGCACUGUGGCUGCCCCAAGCCACGGACCCCACCAGGAGGAGCUGCUGCCCUACACCCCCCUCAUGGCCUGGCUGAGGAACACCAACCCUGCUCUGUUCUGGGACCUCCCCAAGGUGUAUUCCCAGAACCUUGGCAGGCUCUAUGAGCGAGAAAUCAAAGCCCUUUUUGAACAGGCCAAGAUCUCCCUGUCAGGAAGAAGAAAAGGAAGUCUGCAGGAAACGUGGGAGAAGCCAGCAGGGACCAGGCAGCCCCGGUGGAGCCUCCUCAGGAGCAGGGACAGCCAGGAGGACACCCUGGCCAGGGGGAACAUGCACAGGGUGUUGGAGCAGGUGCUGAGAGAGCUGCAGCCCCUCUGCACCUCGGAGCAGCAAUUCCUGCAGGAAUUCUUCUGCCUCGGCUGUGGCUCCGUGGAGCUGGAGGGAUCUGCCACUAAGGGAGGAGAGCCCACGGUACCUCCAGGGGACCCUCCUCGCACCAAGAGCCAGAGCCAGCCAGAAGAAGCCACAACCCAACUGCUGAGUGAGCUCUUCAGCUGCCUGGAGCCGGAGCUGAGGGCAUUUCUGGAUGUCUGCAGCAAGGCUCACCCACUGGGCUGCCUGCAGGUGCUGGUGACCCUGAGUGACUCUGUGUUUGGGACCUGGGGCCCUUGCUCAGCUCCCCCGUCGUCCUUCCUCCACAACCUCCUGGAGAAUGUGCUGCUCCUGGCCAAGGGCAACUUCAACAAAUGCAUCGGGACCUUGUGCAAGGAGAUGGAGGAGGCCAAGGCUGCCAGCAGGACGACAGGGGGGAUCCUGCCCUGUGUCAGCCGCUUCCAGGAGCUCGUGGCCCUCUCUGAGGAGGUGUUCCAGACAUCCCAGCGCUGGGGGGAGCUGGACAAGGCCCAGCUCAGGCUGGCCAGCAGCGUCUUCAGCAGCAUCAGCAGCCUCUCCUCAGCAAACUUGAGGGUGAACACAGAUAUGGUGAUGAUGGAAAAUUUCCACCACAUCCACAACUUUCUGUGCCAAAGGAACAUCCCCUGCCUGGAGGGCAAGAAGAGAGAAGCCAAGCAAAGGUCCAGGGAGCACAUGGAGAAAUACAUCACCACGUACGUGGGCCAGCCCCUGGAGAGGCUCAAGCAUUUCUUUGAGAGAGUCAAGGCCCGCCUGGCUCAGGGGGUGAAGGAAGAGGAGGUCAGCUUCCAGCUGGCCUACAGCAAGCAGGAACUCCGGAAAGUCAUCGAAAAAUAUCCUGGCAAGGAAGUCAAAAGGGCCCUGGAGAGCCUCUACAGGACAAUCCAAAAACAGCUCUCCCCAGAGGAAAAUCUUCUGCCGGUGGUGUGGCAGGCCAUGGAGCAGGGGUUCAUCCAGCAGUACCGAGAGUUUGAAGAGCUCAUCCAAUGCUGCUAUGCAGGAGCAGGGAUUGCCCUCGACUUCACCAUGGAGGACUUGCUGAGCUACUUCAACUCCAUCACCAUGUCCAACAUGUAGGGAAGUC